AUUUUGAGGCUAUGGACAAUAAAAUUGAGGCUAUGAAUAAAAACUGGGGCGGGCUAUUGGGCGUGUCCGCCUUAUAAUGGACAACUAAUGACUAUUGUGGAUACUUUUACCUUUACUAGUGCAGCUAAAAACUCCAGUGGAGACAUCACCAACAGCAAAAAAAGUACUGUAAUUAACCACUACAUUUUUCAACACCUUUCUACUUUCACGUGACAUUUUUUGACCCACUUUGGCCUGUCUCCGCCAGCUGCUCUCCAUUUCCAUUUCCAUUUCCAUUUCCAUUUCCAUUUCCCACCACCCCUUUUCCGCCCAAUGCCUCCUCCUUCUCCUCCCAAAUUAACCUCUUCUCCUUUUUAAACCUUCCUUCACUCAAAUUCAAAACACAAUGCUUCUUUUCACACUCUUUUUCUUCCUCACCUCCGCCGCCGCCGGCACCCUCCCUCCCGACGCCGCCUCCCUGCUGGCCUUCAAGUCCUAUGCCGACCUCGACGGCAAGCUCCUCUACACCACCAACGAGCGCUUCGACUUCUGCCACUGGCGCGGCGUUAAGUGCGCCCAGGGCCGCGUCGUGCGCUACGCCGUCAACAGCCUCGCCCUCCGCGGCACCGUCUCCGCCGCCUCCCUCGCCGGCCUCGACCAGCUCCGCGUCCUCAGCCUCCGAAACAACUCCCUCUCCGGCCCAAUCCCCGACUUCUCCUCCCUCCUAAACCUCAAAACCCUAUUUCUCGACCACAACCGCUUCUCCGGCGAAUUUCCGCUUUCGAUUCUGUUCCUUCACCGUCUCCUCAUCCUCGAUUUGUCUCGCAACAAUUUCACCGGAUCUCUGCCGCAAAACCUAUCCGUUUUAGACCGGCUUGGGUACCUCCGCCUCGACUCCAACCGAUUCUCCGGCGAGAUUCCUCCGUUGAACCAGUCGACUCUGGAGCUCUUCAAUGUCUCAAACAACAACCUCACCGGUCCGAUUCCGGUCACACCGACGCUGAAAAGGUUCAGGAUCUCCUCAUUCGCGUACAAUCGAGAUCUAUGCGGCGAAAUCAUCAAUAAACCCUGCCGCGACUAUCCUUUCUUCAAUUCCCCCUCCGACGCCACGCCUCCGUCCUCGCCGCUCCUGCAAAACGCCCAAUCGCAGCCAGGAAUCACCGACAUUUCCCCUCCCGCCGAGAAACGCCAGCACAAAAUCGUAGGCCUAAUCCUAGGGCUAGUCACCGGCGCUCUGCUAGUCCUCGCCGCUGUUCUAAGCCUCGUCGCGUUAAUCAGGAAAAGGAGAGAGGAAAACGAGGAGAGAGGAGAAGAAAUUCAAUCGAAAAUUGAAAGCAAUCUCGGCGAAGAAGACGGCAAACCUACCUCAGUCAUCUUGCUCCAGACGAAUUCCGAAGACUCGGAAUUGAAAAAGGGAAAACAACCUCCGAGAAUGAUGAAAAGCGGCAAUCUCACAUUCUGUUCGGGCGAGGAGGAGCUGUACACGCUGGAGCAGCUGAUGCGAGCGUCGGCGGAGCUGCUGGGGAGGGGCACUAUUGGCACGACGUAUAAAGCGGUGAUGGCGAAUCAGGUGGUGGUGUCGGUGAAGAGAUUGGAUGCGUGCAAAACGGCGAUAACGAGCGGAGAAGCAUUCGAGCAGCAUUUGGAGUGUGUUGGUGUGCUUAGGCAUCCAAAUCUGGUUCCACUCAGAGCCUAUUUUCAGGCUAAGCAGGAGAGAUUGAUCAUAUUUGACUAUCAUCCCAAUGGAAGCCUCUUCAAUCUCAUUCAUGGUUCAAGAUCAACGAUGGCAAAGCCUCUUCACUGGACGUCAUGCCUGAAAAUCGCUGAAGACGUGGCUCAGGGCCUCGCCUACAUCCAUCAAGCGUCGAAAUUCGUCCACGGGAACCUCAAAUCCUCAAACGUCCUUCUGGGGUCUGACUUCGAGGCCUGCGUCACCGACUACUGCCUGGCCAUGCUUGCAGACACCUCGGUGGAAGAUGAUCCCGACUUCGCCGGUUACAAAGCUCCCGAGAUCAGGAAGUCCGCACGCAGAGCCACUGCCAAGUCCGACGUCUAUGCCUUCGGCAUCCUGCUGGUGGAGCUCCUCUCGGGCAAGCCCCCGUCCCAGCACCCCUUGCUCGCGCCCCCAGAUCAGGCCGACUGGGUCCGUGCAAUGAGGGACGACGACAGGGAGGAUGACAUGCGGCUGCUGAUGCUGGUCGAGGUGGCCAGCAUCUGCAGCCUGACGUCGCCAGAGCAACGGCCGACGAUGUGGCAGGUGUUGAAGAUGAUCACGAACAUAAAGGAGAUCAUGGAUGAUAGCUCGAGAGAUUUGGAUCAUGGCUGCUUGUGACUUUUGUGAAAUGGAGUUUUGGGUGCAGAUCAAGAAUCGAGAUGAGGCGAACUGCAACAAGGGUCCGACCCGGAUGCUGUAUACGGGUCGGUAUGGGUUUUGGAGUAAAAAAGAUGUGAUGUGAUGCGAUGCUUUGUAAGAUUGAAGUGGCUAUGUUUUGAAGCAUAGGUUCCGACGAGAUAAAUUUGCAAAGAACCCAGCUUUGGAAAUUGUGGCUAUACAAGAUAAUUAGCUUUAGCAUUUGUCAAUGGGGUUAAAUUUAGUGGACAUAAUUUUGGCUAUUUUA
Salvia splendens (bonfire salvia) is the source of this 2597-nucleotide messenger RNA. RefSeq names its product probable inactive receptor kinase At5g67200. Gene Ontology annotation, molecular function: ATP binding; protein kinase activity; protein binding. NCBI's taxonomy places the organism in Eukaryota, Viridiplantae, Streptophyta, Magnoliopsida, Lamiales, Lamiaceae. The record is from RefSeq and is a predicted model, not a curated record. The transcript has 2 exons. Gene Ontology annotation, biological process: protein phosphorylation. Bases 386 to 2311 code for a protein of 641 amino acids.